CCAAACUUGCCAGAGAGAGAGAAAUGUCUUGUUUCUUCAGGAAGGGUGGGGUGGAAUAGAUCAGAUCGGAUCGAGAUCGAAGAACAAGGGGGAAGGAAGGAAGGGGUGGAAUUGAAGAAGAUGGGGACGAUGAGGAGGGUGGUGAAGGAGAAGAGGUUCUGGGUCGCCUCCUUCCUCCUCGUCUGGGCUGCCGCGCUCCAGGGGCACAUGAUGUGGAUGCAGCGCCAGGACGCCUUCAAGCAAAAGUUCCCCUCCAACUCCAACCACGACGACGACCUCGCCGGCGCCGACUCCUAGCUAGGCAGCUACUCCUUCCAUUCCAUCCCAUCUAGGGCUUACUGUACUACCCCAGUAGUGGAGCUCCUCCCCUCUACAGUAGUACUUACUUUCUUCUUCAUCACUUGAUGGGUAGUAGUACUCCGUAGUAGCUAAUGAUCGUUGAAAACGAGUACUACGUGUUUGAUGAAUCGCCUGCCUGCCUAAUUGAAUUGCUUCUUACAUACUCCUACUCCGUAGUUUGCUGCUUUGUUGGAUUCAGGCAGCUUAUUAGUAGGAGUAUUAAACUGUCUUGUAUGGACUCACUCGCUCACACCUUCCAUUAGAUUUACAUUUUGGUUUUGGAUCGAUUAAUUCAUGUCCUUCUCCUUCCUUCCUCCUACUACGGUACGGUUCAACGCGCAAACAUUGGAGUAACAUUUAACACUGGGCCUGGCCUGGAACAAUGGAUCUUGACAUCUUCUUCAUUUGGAUGCCGUGGUGGCCGACAUGUUGAUCGGGUAAACUGCUCGCUCUCUAAGUAGAAACUGCAAUGCACACAGCUACUGCUUGAACAAGCCAACCCAACCCAAUUAAUCGGUUCAUACUUCAUACAACUAGUAGUAUGAUAGUAUGCGGCAUAGCAUAGCACAGAUCCACGGGGACGACUGAUUCCAGGUCAAUUAAUCGCAGACGGACGGACGUGCAGUGCAUACAGUACAUGCAUACAACUUCAGUUUCUAUACAAUACAGCUCUGUCCCAACUUCCGAUACAUACAUAUUCAACUGACUAGACUUGGUCUCUCUCUCUCGCCCUGCCCUGUAGGUAAGGAAGGAAAGGAAGAUAGAUAGAUAGAUAGAUAGAUAGAUCGAUCGAUCAUUCUCUCUUCCAACCGUCUUCCCAUGCUGACUCAGCAAUUACUCAACACUUUUAGGCCUGCCUCUGCCUCUGCCUCUCUAUAAAAACCGCCAGAGUAGACAAACCAUCCAUUGCAUGCUUGCUUCCAUCUGAUCUUCUUCUUCCCUGUCCUGACACAGCCUAAUUAGGAGAUCAAGCUCAUCCAAUCCAAGCAGCAACACAACACACAACGUCUCAACUUGGCUUGUUUCAUCGAGCAACAGCAAGCUCCAUUUAAGAUUUGAUUCAAUAUUCCAUUUCCAUGGCUCCCCCUCUCCAAGUCGCGACCACCGCGAGCUCCUCCACCCGCGAGGGGAAGGCACCAGCUCUCAAUGAGAGGAUACUCUCAUCCAUGUCCAAGAGAUCUGUUGCAGCACACCCAUGGCAUGACCUUGAGAUUGGACCUGAGGCACCCACCAUCUUCAACUGUGUCAUCGAAAUACCGAGAGGCAGCAAGGUCAAGUAUGAACUUGAUAAGAAAACCGGGCUCGUAAAAGUAGACCGAGUUCUCUACUCUUCAGUCGUCUAUCCUCACAACUAUGGGUUCAUUCCUCGCACGCUGUGCGACGAUAGUGAUCCUUUGGAUGUGCUGGUCAUAAUGCAGGAGCCAGUUAUCCCAGGAUGCUUCCUACGGGCAAAGGCCAUCGGUGUCAUGCCAAUGAUCGAUCAGGGAGAGGCAGAUGAUAAGAUUAUUGCAGUCUGUGCUGAUGAUCCUGAGUACAAGCAUUACAACGAUAUCAAGGACCUCCCACCUCACCGCUUAGCUGAAAUCAGGCGUUUCUUCGAGGACUACAAGAAGAAUGAGAAUAAGGAGGUGGCUGUCAACGACUUCAUGCCUGCCACUUCUGCUUAUGAGACCAUACGCCAUUCCAUGGAUCUAUAUGCUACUUACAUCCUUGAGGGCCUACGCAGAUAGGAGGUGCCUUGUCACUGCUGGAAGAUGUUGACGAAAAAACAUGGACACAUUGCAUUAUAUACGUAUAUAAUACCAUUCUUUCUUACUAUAGAUAAUUUGUAGCCUUGAUGGCAGUACGCCCGACCGAUAAAUAUUCUUUUCCCAGCUCAUAUAUGUGAUAUGAAUAACUGAUUGAGCAAAAUAUGACAUGCUUUGGAAAUUUUGGAUGAA
Molecule: messenger RNA, 2279 nt
Organism: Oryza sativa Japonica Group (Japanese rice)
Lineage: Eukaryota; Viridiplantae; Streptophyta; Magnoliopsida; Poales; Poaceae
Product: soluble inorganic pyrophosphatase 4
Biological process (GO): phosphate-containing compound metabolic process
Cellular component (GO): cytoplasm; cytosol
Molecular function (GO): magnesium ion binding; inorganic diphosphate phosphatase activity
Source: RefSeq, a predicted model, not a curated record